UUGGAUCGUGAAUUUGCUUGGUGUGCUGUUUACAUAUUUUAAAACUUCUGUAAAUGAAAACUAAUCAGGUUAAUAUAUACAAGUCAGUGACGCACCUUAUCAACACCCUGCGGUGGAGUUCACUGCUUGUUUUCCACUCCCUCAGCUCUCAUUCAGUCUCAAUGACGCUAUCUUCAUCAUUUCAAAUAUAUUCCGAUUGUUAUAUUUUGGAGUCUCAAAUACGCCUGUAGUUCUCAAGUAUGUUCAAUUGUCGAACGUUGAUUUAAGUGUAUAUUUAGGGAAAACUGUCAUCGCAUGCUUGACUCUCUAAUGGAAUAAUCUUAUACAAAGAACCAGCAUCUUCGAAUAUGUUUCCGCAUAAAAUAAUUAAUGCCGGUCCGGACAACAAUAAGAGGAUACUGAGUUAUUUUAGAGGUGAAGGUGAAGGCUUCGUUCAGGUUGGUGAUCAAAAAUGGAUAUUUCCAGCUGAAUAUGAACGCAGUGCAGCUGAUAUUUAUCAAUUUUCACCGAGACCUGACGAUGUUUGGAUCAUGACCUUUCCUCGCUCAGGCACCACUUUAUGUCAGGAAUUAAUUUGGCUUUUAAAGAACAAUUUAGAUACAAAGAAAUCAGCGGAGAUCGAUAUUCACGCAAAAGCACCUUUUCUAGAGUUUUCCAUCCUCAGGGGCCCUCGGCUAAUUCAGGAAACAAUGAAAUUAAACGCAGAUAAUUCUGCAGCGACCGAUCUGCUAAACAAAAUAUUUCGACCCGAAUUUGAAACCGCUGCGGAAUUGGCAAACCCACGUAUCAUCAAGACUCACCUUCCUUUUUGCCUUCUAUCACCGACCCUGCUUCCUACAUCCAAAGUUAUAUACAUCGCAAGGAACCCCAAGGAUGUAAUCAUCUCGUGCUAUCAUCAUAACAAACUCUUCAAACUUAAUCAUCACGAAUACAGUGGUGAUUUGAAAACGUAUUGGCAGUUCUUCAAAGAUAAUCUAGUAUGUUAUAGUCCGUACUGGGAGCACUUGAAACAGGCGUGGACCCAACGUUAUCAUCCAAAUAUGCUGUUUUUAUUUUACGAAAACCUCUCAAAGGAUCGAUUUUCGGAGAUAAAGAAAAUUGCAAAGUUUUUGGACGUCAAUUACUCUGAUGACCAAUUGCAACAGCUUGUGAACUUUAUGGAAAUUAACACUUUUAAACAAAGAGUGCGCAUCAAAUCAGAUUCAGUAGAAAUCAAAGGAAUAAUUGCGGACCAUACGGAAGAAUUCAUACGGAAUGGAAAAGUUAACGGGGGCGACCCAGAGCUAACUCCGGAAUUGAGCAAGGAAAUAGACGAGUGGACGGCAGCACAUCUUCAAAACACCGACCUCAGAUUUCCCGAGUAAAUCUGAUGGCAAUGAUCUUUAAAACAUAGUCCUAUGAUUAUGGUCCAUUAGACAAGAUGCAAAAAGCAUGAUUAAUGCUUAAAUGUGUACCUUGUCCAGUAGUCUGUUGGACUACAUUUUGCAGUUCUGGCUCAUCUGUAAAAAAAAUCCUAUCAAACGAGGGUAUCAAACGGCAAACAUUUUGUCACUAAAAUGAGUCAGAAAUAGCUCCAUAAGAUUUAGUUCAAUUCAUUUAUUAAAGUUCGAUUUACUAAGAGGUCAUCCUACGUAUAUGUUUUCUCGCAAUAUCAGCGUGGUUCCACAAAAGUAGGAAGAUAGACUAUACCGUUUUAGACAAUAAACUCAUAGUAUAAAAGUUUCCAUACACAUUUUAUUUCUUACGCCUGCUGCUGAAUGUAGAGCAAAUCAUUGUUUUCUCUUUGAAAAGGAGGGGCAUCGAUAAGGGUUGUUUUUGAUCCUAACCUGAAAUUCGUCAACUCUAUGAUUUUUUGCUCAUCGAAGGUACUAUACGCGAUGCAGCAUGAUUUGGUCCUUUCCUGUCUCUUUCCGGGUCUAAUAUUAAUCGUCCAUACGGUGGUCUGAAGGCAGCCCUUUGCCCAGGUGCAUUCGACUGCAAACCCGAAAACCCCGUAAUUUCCGCCAAAAUUGGCCCUCAGAUCUAUCCAUUUUUAGGCUAGUGAUAGACCCAAAAAAAGACCGAAGAUGACCAAAACAUGAUGCGUUCCGUAAAAUAUGGACCAGCAAAGAGCAAAAAUCGUGGAGUUGAGGACAUUUAAGGAGUGCCCAAAAGGACCCUUAUCGAUGCUACUCCCUUAAAAGGAAAGGAAAAUAAAUGUUUGAAUUUUUUAUUGUACUUAAAUUUUAUUGAAUAUUAUGCGUUAUUAAUUACAUACUAUUCUUACAUA
Messenger RNA from Bemisia tabaci, 2269 nucleotides. RefSeq names its product sulfotransferase 1C4. The record is from RefSeq and is a predicted model, not a curated record. Lineage: Eukaryota; Metazoa; Arthropoda; Insecta; Hemiptera; Aleyrodidae. Gene Ontology annotation, molecular function: sulfotransferase activity.